ACACCACACCUUGAUUAGAUACUACCAAGAUGUCAGAAGUUGAAGAAUACCAGCAAGUUGCACAGAAGCUUGAUAAUUUGAUAGAAGUGAGGCAGAAAUUACAAAUACAAUACAAUGAGAACAAUCAAGUUAAGGAAGAAUUCAGCAAACUUACGCCUAACAACACUGUAUACAAAAUAAUAGGACCUGCAUUAGUGGAACAAUCGCAACAAGAGUCAAAACUCAACGUAGACAAGCGUAUUGAGUUCAUCCAAUCCGAAAUAGACCGUACCGAGAAUGAGAUUAGCACAACGCAACAAAAAAUGCAAACAUUGCAGCAAACUAUUUCCAAACUUCAACAGGCCCAGGUUGAAGCAGCUGAGAAGGCGCAACCAGCAGCUGCCGCUUAAAGAAUAAUAUACACAUAUAUAGCAUCACUUAUAAUUCAUAUCAAUUCUGUCUACAUAUAUAUAGCUAGAUCCUUUUACUUGCUAGCAAAAAUAGCACUGAGGUUCUCCCAUACUAAUUUUGGAGAUUGUGAUGCAUCAAUUGGACGGUGCUUGUUUUGCUUUCUAUAGUACUCAACGACUGGAGUAGUUUGCUGGUGGUAAGUGUUGAGUCUCUUUCUGAGUGCCUCUACGUUGUCGUCUGAGCGCUGGAUUAAAGGUUCCCCAGUGAGGUCAUCAGUCAUUGGCUUCUUAGGUGGGUUGAAUUCCUUGUGGUAGGAUCUACCUGAUGCAGGGUGUACCAAUCUACCUGUGAUACGUGAAAUGAGGAGCUGAUCAGCGAUUUGAAGUUCAACGGCGUGAUCAACCGAUUGCUUCUUAGAGCUCAACAUAUCGUCUAACUUCUCAGCUUGUGGGACGGUACGUGGGAAUCCAUCGAGGAUGAAACAAGUUUACAUUUUUCGUUUGUCUCUAAUUGGUUCUUAAUCAUACCAACAACGAUUUCAUCGCUAAUUAAACCACCAGCAUCCAUGAUUUGUUUUGCUUCGACACCGAGUGCAGUCUUCUUUCCAACUUCGGAACGCAACAUGUCACCAGUAGCCAAGUGACAUACGUUGUACUUGUUGACGAUGUUUGGUGCUUGUGUACCCUUACCUGCACCUGGUGGACCAAUGAGGAUCAUACGCAAUUCCUCUGAUGGUGUUCUACCGGAUGGCAGUACAGCAGCUUUAGAACGCUGUUCGAGGUCUACAAUUUUAUCACUCAAGUCUUUUACUAACGACUUCAAGUGUUCUAAUUCUUGUUGUGCACUUUCUUUUAUUCCAGACAUAAUCGUUUUG
Molecule: messenger RNA, 1264 nt
Organism: Wallemia mellicola CBS 633.66
Lineage: Eukaryota; Fungi; Basidiomycota; Wallemiomycetes; Wallemiales; Wallemiaceae
Product: prefoldin subunit 6
Exons: 3
Coding region: 30-389 (119 amino acids)
Biological process (GO): chaperone-mediated protein complex assembly; protein folding
Cellular component (GO): cytoplasm; prefoldin complex
Molecular function (GO): protein-folding chaperone binding
Source: RefSeq, a predicted model, not a curated record